AUGACAAAGGAGGACCACAUGGGAAAGGAUUCCUGGAGAAGGAUGGAAGUAGUGAACCACCUCCAUAUCCUGGGCCACCUUCUGGAGAACCACCCACAUAUCCUGGACCACCUCGGACCAAUCUUGAUGAUGCUCAAAGAGAGCCAGUGGAUGGAUACAACGAUAGCCUUGCCCCCAGAGCCGUUCUCCCGCGCCGUUAAAGAAGGCGAUUACAAGUCCGUUAAGCUCUUUCUGAACGCGGGUGUAAGUGCGAAUCCCUAUACCCUAGAUGGACUCUGGAUGCUGCACCUGGCGGUUCAGUAUGGCCAGAUCAAUAUUGCUGAGUUAUUGCUACAGUACGGUGCAGACCCAAAUUUGGAGGCAUGGGUCACCAAGCCCAGGCGCAGUGAAUUGAUGAAAGGGCUAACAGAUAGCGACGGUGAAUUUCUAUCCAGCAGCGAAUGGGAACUAUGGGGCAGAUAUGAAUAUGACCACCGUGAACGCUACUGGAGAUUAAACGAGAAUGAGGGGCAGCAUUACGCAACUGCGUUAGACCUUCUGUGUCACGGUCCCAGGUCAGCACAUAAGAGGAUGGGCCGACUACUUCUAGAAGCCGACUCUAGGUAUACGUGUCUGAAACUGUUUGUGUUAUCCUGGAUCUGGACAAGAUCUUACAACAAGCCUAUUUUGACUCCUGCGUUUAGAGAGGCAAUAGAUCUGUCCGAUGCGCCGGUAGAGCGAGUUGAAAAGCGACGUAAGGUUGUCAACCCGUUUUUAGCCCUGCCCGGGGAGGAAGGAGACCUCAUGGAAAGUCCUGGGACUGAUGAUAGCGCCGGGCAUAUUCAGUUGCACAUGGAAGUUCGAUGGGCCCUAAGAGCAAAAUUGCUUGGCAAUGUAAAGUUCUUGCUGCAGUGGAGGCGCCUCAACUUCGACGCCGGGUUGCUGUCCAAAUGCAGGCAGAUGAUGUGGGAGGCAGAUGAGAGGGACAUGAGAAUUAUGAAGAGGUAUAUGGAGGUGUUGCUCUUGAUGGAGAAGGCUAUGAAAUGGAAAUGAGUGGUGUUCAAGAUAUCAACCUUUAGGGAGAUAAAGGAUGGUUUUCGAGGUUGCAGUUUGAAGCUUAGCUGAACGGUUUGAAUUAGAAUGCGUUGUUGAGAAAUUUCUCACCCAACUAUGUUUCGUCGUUGAUAGACUCGUAGAUAAUCAAGGACUUGACUCAGCGAUUUCGGUAGAGAAGUUCCCAGCAUGUUUGGAUGUGUCACCUAAAGGGGCACUCAUCGACAAGACCGAGAUUGGGGAACUCCAGGAACGCUGUUUACGGAGAUAGGAGUCAGCACUGAUCUGUUUGAG
Molecule: messenger RNA, 1326 nt
Organism: Aspergillus heteromorphus CBS 117.55
Lineage: Eukaryota; Fungi; Ascomycota; Eurotiomycetes; Eurotiales; Aspergillaceae
Exons: 2
Coding region: 1-1032 (343 amino acids)
Molecular function (GO): protein binding
Source: RefSeq, a predicted model, not a curated record